CAAAUCCCGGACGAGCCCGAGGUUAUUUACUUUUUGCGCGCGCGCUGCAUCCAUUAUUAAUGUUUUAUUAUUUUACUUAAAUAAUUGGCCAAUAAUGUUAUGCAUGACGAUGCAUUGUGCGUAUAAAUCUCAGGUUUAUGAAUAAGAAUUAUUUUAAAACAUUUCUUUUGAAAAUAUGUGAUAUAGCCUAUACAAUAUACAGCGUAGUCACAGAUGAUACACAUGAUGUAUCAUACAGCAACCAGCAACAGCAACAUGUCGCUCGUAUGGAAUCCAUCUAAGAAACACAGUGAGCGCGAGAGGUGGGUGUGUAUUUAUCCAAUAUAUUUGAAUAGCAAGAGGAGUUUGAAGGGCGGACGAAAGUUGACCAAAGACAAAUGUGUAGAGAAUCCAACGCAUCAGGAGAUACGGGAUGUAUUGGUAGCAGCAGGCUUUAAUGUAGGUGUUGAGAAUAAGCUACAUCCGAAAGAACGCAGCAAGGAACCUCUGUAUCGCGGUCGUAUUCGCGUACAAUUGAAAAAUGACGAUGGUACACCGAUACGACCUGAGUUUCCCACUAGAGAUUCUCUUUUGGCUUAUGUUGGAACUACAAUUCCAAAGUUAAAGACUCGUCAGGGCAAACAGAGUUCUAGCGAACAAGCGUCGCAAUCGUUUUCAUCGACAUCAAAGAAAGGAAAAGGCAAGGGAAGAAGGUAAAGAAGAGGAUUUGGAACCAUUUGUCAUAAUAUGAAAUGGUUCUUGCUUAUAUCUUUCAUUAUAUGAAACAUUUAUGUUAUAUGUAUACAUAUAUGUAUAUAUGAUAUAUGAUAUAUGAUAUAAUUAUUCACAUUUAAUUCUAUAUUGUUUUUAUAUAAUAUAUAAAAUAAAAUUAACUAAUUAGUGCACUUUAAA
Messenger RNA from Cataglyphis hispanica, 891 nucleotides. RefSeq names its product signal recognition particle 19 kDa protein (gene Srp19). The transcript has 2 exons. Gene Ontology annotation, cellular component: signal recognition particle, endoplasmic reticulum targeting. The coding region runs from base 214 to 696 and encodes 160 amino acids. NCBI's taxonomy places the organism in Eukaryota, Metazoa, Arthropoda, Insecta, Hymenoptera, Formicidae. Gene Ontology annotation, biological process: SRP-dependent cotranslational protein targeting to membrane; SRP-dependent cotranslational protein targeting to membrane, signal sequence recognition. Gene Ontology annotation, molecular function: 7S RNA binding. The record is from RefSeq and is a predicted model, not a curated record.